ACUGAGCCAAGAUAAAAAGGGGGAAAUUGAUUCUCUAGGGUUUAUCACACCCCCAAUUCCCAAAACCCCCAAAAUUCACUUGAACCAUGUCAACCAACGCUGAAGAUCUCUCUCAAUUCGACAUCUCCGUUCAGGAAAAGGACAAGCUCGUCGCCGAAGUCAUCCGCUACGUGCUCUUCAAGACCCACCACAACUCCGGCUGCCCAAUCCGGCGAGAGGAGCUGACCCAACUCAUCACCAAAAGCUACCGCCAGCGGAAUCUUCCGGUGAUGAUCAUCAACGAGGCAAUCACAAAGCUCUCCACCAUUUUCGGGUACGAAAUGCGGGAGCUUCAGCGGGCCCGGCCCUCCUCCAAUAACCACCAGGGCCGGAGUUCGCAACAAGGUGCGGCGGAGGCGGCGAAAACUUAUGUUGUUAUGAGUAAGCUGCCUGCUGAGGUGUACAAGAAGUAUGUUGAGGAUGUUGAUACGGCUCAUCGGACUGGUUUUACUUUUGUUGUGCUGAGCAUUGUGCAUAUUUCGGGUGGUAAAAUCUCUGAAGAGAACCUUUGGCAACAUUUGAAGCGGAUAGGACUGGAUGAAACCAAUGAAAGCCAUCCAGUUCUAGGAAACACAAAGCAAGCACUGGAGGCACUUGUCCAGCAAAGGUACUUGCAGAAGGACAAACAAAGUGGACCUGAAGGCAAUACUUUGAUAUAUGAGCUUGCUGAGAGAGCUUUGGAUUCUCAAGUUACUGCAAACUUGAAAGAUUACAUAUCACAGAUUGUGAAUAAAGAUGUUGGAGUGGAGGAUGAGUAGUGCCCUGCUGAUUGGAAUCUUACUGCAGACGUCUUCCAUUUUGUUGAUUGUCAACUGAAACAGUGCUGAGUAGGUCCCCGCUUGAUAUGUUUAGCUGGAGCGGGUACUCUUUUGCUUAAACCAGAUGAUAUAGUAUGUUGCUCCCACUCUCCUAAAUGUGAUGGGAGAAAAAGACACAUGGUUGUAUGCAGCCAGCUCUGUUGGCCAAAUUGACGGUUGUCAGUG
This is a messenger RNA of Argentina anserina (silverweed cinquefoil), 1022 nucleotides long. RefSeq lists its product as uncharacterized. The transcript has 6 exons. The coding region runs from base 87 to 797 and encodes 236 amino acids. Gene Ontology annotation, cellular component: nucleus. The record is from RefSeq and is a predicted model, not a curated record. NCBI's taxonomy places the organism in Eukaryota, Viridiplantae, Streptophyta, Magnoliopsida, Rosales, Rosaceae.